Molecule: messenger RNA, 474 nt
Organism: Cutaneotrichosporon cavernicola
Lineage: Eukaryota; Fungi; Basidiomycota; Tremellomycetes; Trichosporonales; Trichosporonaceae
Exons: 1
Coding region: 1-474 (157 amino acids)
Source: RefSeq, a predicted model, not a curated record
AUGACCUCGAACGGCUACUCGUACUCGUCCCCCCCAAUCCCAUCCCCAUCCUUGGCCUACACCCUCCUCUCCAGCGCCGACAGCGAGGUCAACCGCCUCUCUUACGACCUCGAACGCUUCCAAACCCGCCAUAUCCCCCUAACGCCCUACAGUAUGCCACUCUACCACUACGAAAGGGACCGUUUCUCCGACCUCCUUCGUCGCCUUGGACACCCUAUUGUGCGCCUCCGCGGGAUCCUAAUCCACCCCACCCUGCGUGGUCUCAUAGACGAUGCGCGGAGCCAACACUUCGAUCCAUGCGCGCUGGUCAACCUCCUGGGGAUGACGGUACAGAAUGACAUGGAGCUCCAGGACCAGUAUAUCCCAGAACACAUUGACGCGCUCCUCGUUUACGUGCGGGCUAUUGGGAGUUGGAUUGGGGCGAUGCUGCUGCAACUCUUAUUCCAGGAGCCGCAGAUGAAUGGGUGGCAUUAG